UAGAUAAUCUUGGCUCGAUCGACAAUAAUUCAAAAUGAUGAAAAGCUUAUUAAUUCUUGUCGUUGCAGUUGGCUGUGCUUCUGCUCAGUACAAUCUAAAUCCCAAAGACGUCCGAAGCGACAACCCGUCGCCUUCCUUUGAGGUCGAACAAGCUGAUGAACGAUUUAUUAAAACAGUCUCUUUGACCUUAACGACCACGACGACCACAACAACUUCGACGACAACAGCAACGUGCACCACGUCCACAGGUGGACUUUCUGUUUGCACAGCCUCCGGAAGACGGCGUCGUGGUCUCCAUCUCAGCGGAAACAAGGAAGGCCGUGGACUCUUCUACAACGAAAAUGAAACUGAAAGCGAAGACGGAACCAUUUUCCUUCCAUCACCCAUCAAGGAAGAAGUUCAACCUGUGAAAUCAGUACCUGAAUCCAUCCGCGAAACACGCGAAGCCCCAGUACCAAUCCCGUUCGUCGUUCAGCCCGGAUUUAAUGCUCCUGCUGGCCAAGGACGUGUGUUGCUCUAUUUCGGCACAUCGACAGUCACGACCACAACAACGACAACAACGACAACGUCGUUGACUGCCAUUUGCCGCAGCACCACCGGAUAUCCAGUGUGCGGAUCCACUGGCAAAUAAAUCGUUUCCUGAAUUCUUGCUCGACGUUUGCGAAACUGAAUCAA
Molecule: messenger RNA, 675 nt
Organism: Daphnia carinata
Lineage: Eukaryota; Metazoa; Arthropoda; Branchiopoda; Diplostraca; Daphniidae
Exons: 2
Coding region: 35-631 (198 amino acids)
Source: RefSeq, a predicted model, not a curated record